GCCUUCACUUGCCUGUACAAGUAUUUUGUUGCCAAACUUGAGGAUAUUGUGCAGGGUAUAUAUACCUCAUCUCCCGCACAUCUGCAGCAUCCUAACGGCUUCCACAUACAACAAAGAUGAAGCUCAUCCUCGUAGCCUGCCUCCUCGCCGUCGCCGCCGCCGCCCCCCGCCCCCAGCAGGAUGCUCAGCUCCUGAGUGAGACCAGCGAGAACCAGGGAGACGGCAACUUCGCCUACUCCUACUCGAUCGACAAUGGCAUCAAUGUGGACGCCGCUGGAUCCCCGGGCACCGCAGGGCAGAGCAACAUCGUAGGCAGCUACACCGUCCCCCUCGCCGACGGCGGAUUCGCUGUCAUCAGAUACAUUGCUAACGAGGAUGGCUUCCAACCCGAGUCCGAAAUUCUCCGCUAAACACACCCCCGCCUAAUCCACACAUCAUACAGACACACAAAUGCCCAUUGUCAACUGUUGAAUCCCGCCCGAUGCUUAUCCUCUCUGUCCAUCGUCUCGUUCUAAACUCUGUUCCUUCUACACUGUCCCCUAUACUGUCUACAUUUACACUGUCCUACGUUGGUACUAAGUUUCCUUGCCCGAUCCUGCAUGUACUUGUCCUCGGUCCCUUUCCCCUGGGUUUCUGGCGUCCCGCUGGCACGGCGAUGAACAGGAUAUCCCUGUUGGUGACACAACCAGAGACGAUCACGGUCUCCUCCGCCUUUACUCUACGUCAUCUAAAGCACACACAUAAACAGCUGUCAUCGGUGGCCGGAGUUGGUGUUGUUUCACUGGUGACGACUGGAAAAAAAAAGUUUGGUAUUAAAAAAGAUAAAAAAA
Messenger RNA from Penaeus vannamei (Pacific white shrimp), 830 nucleotides. RefSeq names its product cuticle protein AMP4. The record is from RefSeq and is a predicted model, not a curated record. Gene Ontology annotation, molecular function: structural constituent of chitin-based larval cuticle. NCBI's taxonomy places the organism in Eukaryota, Metazoa, Arthropoda, Malacostraca, Decapoda, Penaeidae. Gene Ontology annotation, cellular component: chitin-based extracellular matrix.